CUCUUGUCCUUUUUUGCGAGAACUGCCAAAACUGAGGUAGAGGGCGAGGAGAAGUCGGCGCGUGUGGAACUCCUAUCAGUUCACAUCCUGAAGGUAAAUCACACAAACCUAAUUGAUCAGCAAUGGCAUCCUCUGGAGACAUUCUAGUGAAGGAGCUGGACAAGCGUGCUUCAGGCCAGGCCUUCGAGGUCCUCCUGAACCCCUCUGCUCCUGAUGCCAAGGGCGAGUUUCCCCUACCCACCCCGAAAAAGAAAGAUGUUUCACUAGAGGAGAUCCAGAGGAAACUGGAUGCUGCAGAAGAGAGGCGCAAGACCCAAGAAGCGGACAUGCUGAAGCACCUGGCAGAGAAGCGGGAACACGAGAAGGAGGUACUUCAGAAAGCCAUGGAGGAAAACGACAACUUCAGCAAGAUGGCAGAGGAAAAGCUCAAUCAGAAGAUGGAGGCCAACAAGGAGAAACGGGAAGCCCGGAUGGCCGAGCUGAACGAGAAGUUCAAGGAAAAGGACAAGAAGCUGGAGGAGGUUAGGAAGAACAAGGAAACAAAAGAAGAGGACAAUUAAGUUGCUUUUCAUUUUUUUGUUUUCUCAACUUUUUAGGUGGGGAUAUACUGGGUUUUUUGUACGUAUCCAAAGAUUUUUUUUUUCUUUUCUUUUAAAUUGUAAACAUUUUGUUUUUGUGUGUAUAUUUUGUUUAUAUGUUUUGUUUCCGUGCUCACAUAAGGACAAGGUAGUUUACCUUAAUAAAGUUACACAGUUCGUUUAUGCUCUUAA
This is a messenger RNA of Clupea harengus (Atlantic herring), 770 nucleotides long. It is a transcript of the gene stmn1b, whose product is annotated as stathmin 1b. Gene Ontology annotation, biological process: neuron projection development; microtubule depolymerization; regulation of microtubule polymerization or depolymerization. The record is from RefSeq and is a predicted model, not a curated record. Gene Ontology annotation, molecular function: tubulin binding. Lineage: Eukaryota; Metazoa; Chordata; Actinopteri; Clupeiformes; Clupeidae. Gene Ontology annotation, cellular component: cytoplasm; neuron projection.